Macaca mulatta (Rhesus monkey) is the source of this 2158-nucleotide messenger RNA. NCBI's taxonomy places the organism in Eukaryota, Metazoa, Chordata, Mammalia, Primates, Cercopithecidae. The record is from RefSeq and is a predicted model, not a curated record.
CGAAACCCGUCCGGCUCGGAGCCUAGCGCACAGCUCCCCUCUGGACUGCGGAGGCACUGCACUGUGCGAGGCGUGGGAGGGUGCCUCUGCAGCCCCCCAAGGCCGCCGCCCCUGAGGGGAGAACCGGAGAAUGCGGACACGUAGAUGAGGGCCUGGUACCCAAGCUGGGGCCCCUGAAAUCUCAAGUUCCCUUUGCGCGCCAGGCAUUUCGGGGCAAAACGAAGCGGAGCCCCCCAAACCCCGAGACCUAACCAAGUUCAGAGAUUCGCAGAAGCACGCCCCCCCACCCCAAAUCUCUUCUGUGCUCUACCCAAAAUGGAAUAGGACUAGGUUUAUUUACCCAUUGUGAGGGUAGAGAGGCGAGUCGGGAGGAUCAGGGAUUGGGAGAACGGGUGGAAAAAUAUGAUUCUUAAAAAUACCUUGUAACCUGAAGUCCUUAAAUUGUAGAAGAGAGGAACACUACUUUCCAUUGUAGUCUAGAGUUAAGAUUUCAAGUCCAUAAAUUAGAGGACCUAAAAUUAGAGGGCAAUUAACUGCUCAUUCAUUGCGCCCCUAGUCAGCACGGGGAUGCUGGAGGAGAUCGGGAAUAAUAGCGCAGACCAAUGAGCCUACGGAGACGCUUUAAUCGUCUCUUUCCCUCAAGUGUUCUGGAACCUAUCAUUUGAAUUAGCCGAGUCAGGCAGGAGGGGGCGGGGAAAUCCUUCCGCCCUUCUUAGGAGGGGCUGCAUUGCAGGGGGAGAGCUAACUGACAGACUCAGUCACUGAAGAGGGAAAAGGAGUGAGAAGACAAAGCCGUCAAAGCCCCAACAGCUUUGUAUUUCUCCAGCCCGGCACAGAUCCCGGAGCCCCCGAGGCACUCCCUCCAUCUUUGGAACACGCCAGUAAUUGAUUGAUAACAGCUAUGAGGGACCCUGUGAGUAGCCAGUACAGCUCCUUUCUUUUCUGGAGGAUGCCCAUCCCAGAACUGGAUCUGUCGGAGCUGGAAGGCCUGGGUCUGUCAGAUACAGCCACCUACAAGAUAAAAGACAGCAGCGUUGGCAAAAUGAUCGGGCCAGCAACUGCAGCAGACCAGGAGAAAAACCCUGAAGGUGAUGGCCUCCUUGAGUACAGCACCUUCAACUUCUGGAGAGCUCCCAUUGCCAGCAUCCACUCCUUCGAACUGGACUUGCUCUAAGGCCAAGACUUCUCUCUCCCACCACCUUGCCCUCAUUGUCUUCCCUCUCAAGCCCCUUCCUUUCCACUCCUUUCCCAUUUUAAUCUUCUCUCUCUAUUGUGUUGGUGGUGCUGAUGAAUCUGCCAGAGUUGAGUUCUAUGUAUUUAUUUAUCUGUCUACCCCAUUUCUCUCAAAAGCCCUCAAGUCACAAAGUAAAUGGUUCAAGCAGUGGAGUACUGGGUCACAGGGAUUCCUCCUUCCCCCCCAAAUAUUAACUCCAGAAACUAGGCCUGAUUGGGGACACCUGAAAGUAGUAUAGUAGUGCAAAAUGGAAGACUGAUUUUUGACUGUAUUUUAAUCAGCUUCAGAGAUUCUUUAAACCUUCCUAAUUUCCUGCUCUAGGCCGGUAAAUACAAAUAUUUCUUUAAGGGGUGAUGAAAACUUCGGAAGUUUUAAUCUGAAGUUAUCUGCUAUGAAAGGCUAAAGUGAUUAAGUCUCAUGCUUUUUUUUUUUUUGAUCCUGCUCUUUCUUAUAUUCUUUUUCUUCCUCAGAGAAAUCAGGAAGGUAGUUGGAGGUAUAAAACAGGAGGAAAUAUUAUGGAAAAUGAAAAUAGGGAAAAUAACUGAAUCAUUUUAGAAGCAGCUAAUUUCUUUUCUCAAGAGUAUCCCUUCUUCAACCCUACUCACUUUACAGCUUUGCUCCGGUGGGUUGAAAACUCUAGCUAAAGAAAGUUAUCAAAUCUUAAUAUGCAUUCCUACUAUUAUUAUAGUUUUUAAGGUUUCAAUACAAUCUUCUGAAUGGCGUAAGUCCUUAGUAUUUUAGCCUUACCUCCUGCAUUUGCAAUAUGUAAAACUAAUCAGUGGGCACAGUUCAGCUACAUUGAGACCCUGAAAUGAACAAUUACAUUCUGACUCUGCAUCUUGUCCCCAAUCCUUCCAAAAUUAUUGUUGCUGAUUUGUGCUGCCAUUUAACUCAUUUAUUUAAUAAAAACAUUCAAUCCCAGGA